AUGGUUUUCUACUACAUCUCCAGCGUGGUCGAUCCACCAGCGUCGGUUUAUGUUGGCAAGGACAAGUUCGAGAACGAGCAUCUUAUAAAGCACGGAUGGGAGGAAGAUGUCUGGUUCCACGUAGACAAGCUGUCGAGCGCACAUAUCUAUCUGCGGUUGAGAGACGGCGAAACCUGGGACAACAUACCCGAGCCUCUCCUCACAGAUCUGGCGCAGCUCACCAAGGCCAACUCUAUUGAGGGUAACAAGAAGGACAACAUCACCAUCAUAUAUACGCCCUGGUCGAACCUCAAGAAGGAUGGCAGCAUGGCGACGGGAGCAGUCAGCUUCCACGAUGACAGGAAGGUCAGACGAAUCCUCGUACACCAGCGGGAGAAUGCCAUUGUCAACAGGCUCAACAAGACCAAGGUCGAGAAGCACCCGGAUCUCAGGCAGGAGAAGGAGGACCGGCUGAAGGAGCUGCGCAAGAAGGACCAGGCCACACAGCAGGCUCGGAAAAAGGAAGAGGCCCGGCUGAAGAAGGAGUAUGAGCAGCAAAAGUAUCAAAAGGACCACGCCUACGACUUUAUCAACAACGAGGAGGAGAUGGAGGCAACGAGCAACCAGAACAGAGAUGAGGACUGGGAGGAUGAUUUCAUGUAG
Molecule: messenger RNA, 642 nt
Organism: Cryphonectria parasitica EP155
Lineage: Eukaryota; Fungi; Ascomycota; Sordariomycetes; Diaporthales; Cryphonectriaceae
Exons: 6
Coding region: 1-642 (213 amino acids)
Source: RefSeq, a predicted model, not a curated record